GCCAGUGUGACGCGUUUCACCUGCGACUCUCACCGUGGCUUGUAUACAUGAUGUGAGACCCGCGGCAGGUUGAGAGGGUCAAACAACGAAAACGUCGAGUCUGAAAUAAAAGCUGCAUCGAUUGUCCAGCAGGUAGACUGGGUAGACUUUCUAUCAGACUAUAGUUAAUCUCACUCUGAAGUUUCAAUGAAGCAGCGAGGCAGAAGCUGUGGCACGGUGCUCACAGCUACAUACAGCUGUUGUGCCAGGAGCCGUGUUAGCUAAUCCAGCGACGGUCUUCAUCUGGAAACACGUGUCAAGAAGAAACCCCGCCGAGCUGUGGGACAUGUGUGGCCUGGAAGCCUGCAGGAAAACCAAUAAUCAGUCAGAUGUUUGGACUGCACAUUGUUCUACUGAGGAAGCCCCCAGAAGUGCAAGCAAAUCUCCCUGUAGCUGAGUAAGCUAUGAAAAUCAUGUCAAGGUGUGUGUGAGCCUACCAGACACAUCAGCAUCCUGCAUUAUUGUUCACUUUUCCAGUUGGAGUCUACACCGGCUCAGCUGGUAGCAGCUGACCUCAGGUAUCAAGGGAAAGUUCAAUCUGCACCAGUCGUUAGACGGUGGACAAUGGCCUGGAAAGUGUGCAUAAAGAAGACAAAAUAAAAUACAGAUACGGCACUGUCACAUAUGUGCUCUCUGACUCCCUUCCUGCAGAUGAAAGGAUUACCACACCUCCAUGCUCUCAUGUGACCCUCCAUUGCUCACUAAUCAGUCUCUACCAGAUGCAUCGAACACAGAGCCACCAGCGCAAAGCAAAGCACCUCAUGAGAAAAAAGGGAUUCAUGUCUUCAAUCAACGGCGUUUCUCAUCUCACCAGGCGAGCCAAGAGGCGCUUGUAUUGCAAAUUACAGCUUUGGAUGUGGAGGAAGCGGAGAGAGAAAUGCCGUUUUGGAAUACUGAGAGCAAAGAAACAAGCUUGUGGGAUCAGCUCCGGUUCGUGCCUCAGCGUGAAGACACACUCACAGAAAAAUAAAAGCAAAGUUGUGUCACCUCUUGUUGGAUGUGAUGCUGGAGGUUCAGAGGACAGAGGAAGGAAGAAUUGCUUGCUGAAGCUGUGUGAAUCUGUCAGUAUGUCAAAAACGUUCAUUGCUUCCAGCUCCUUGCAGAACCUGGUUACGGACACGAAUGUUUUUGCAGGUAAUGCCACCGUGCCAACAGCCACGGUGCCAUCUCAAAAAACAGAAACUUUGGUACAGCUUAGUGACGUUACCGACCCGGUAAAACAUUCUCACACUGUCAACCCCGCGUUGAGUAUAGAUGCCGAUGCACGUGGGUUAACGACACAUUUUAAAGAACCGAGGACAUCAGUACUAGCUCAAAGGCUUGCAAUUGACGACCCAUCAGGACAGUUGACUUCUGUCCCUCAGGACCAGGCUGCAAAUAAAGAUGAUGAAAGCAUCACGAGUAAAAUGAAGACAGCGUCAUCUUCAGCUUCUCAAACUGAUGCCAGUGUCAAAGUACUGACAAAGGACAUCCACGAGUUUCUCAAUGACUUCUACAAAAUAUAUGGAAGUUUCAUCCCUCUACAAAAGAGCGACGUGUUGAGGCACCUGAAGAGGAGGUUUAACACUGAUUUCAGUGACAGGAAGAACGUCAUUUUCACAGAAGUUACCAAAUGCCGCACUGCGAUCAUUCAGAGGUCUGUUCCCUCCUUCCGGGUGGUCUACAAGAAACACACACUGACACUGGAUGACUUGUCUACACUGGCAGAUCAGAACUGGCUCAAUGACCAGGUCAUGAACAUGUAUGGAGAAUUGAUAAUGGAAUCUGCCCUUCACAAGGUCCAUUUUCUCAACAGCUUCUUCCACAGGCAGCUCAUGACUAAAGGAUAUGAUGGUGUUAAGAGAUGGACAAAGCAGGUGGAUUUGUUCUCUAAGGGUUUGCUUUUGGUUCCCAUCCACCUGGAAGUUCACUGGUGUCUGGUGACAGCCGACGUUGUCAAAAAGAAAAUCUGCCUUUACGACUCUCAAGGAAACGCACUCCUGAAGGUUGCAAGGAACAUCCUGAAAUACUUGAUGACAGAAGCAAAGGAGAAGAAGCAAACUGCUUUUGAAAGUGGUUGGGCCCUGUCGUUUGACGAGAAAAGUCCACAACAGACCAACGAAAAUGACUGUGGGGUGUUUGUCCUGGAGUAUUCUAGAUGCCUUGCUCUGGAAAAGCCUCUGCAGUUUUCACAGAAGGACAUACCAAAGAUACGCAAGAGGAUCUACAAAGAGCUCUGUGACUGUAAGCUCCAUGAACAGGGCUGACGAGUAUCUUAGACUUGUAUAAUGAAUUGCUAAGAAUAUGUGCUGCUUUUGAUUAGGGUAGGAAAUCAGCAGUCCACACUGUGUGUCUGUGUAGGGGUUCAUUAGCAGCUUUGUAUCAGCCUUACAGCACUGUGAGGGCAUUUUGACUGACCCCAGUAGGAGUCAGCUAGUAGGAGUCAGUCUUCUAUCAGGUGCACUGUUCAUACUAAAUUAUAAUCCUUAUAUAAUUACUGCAUUUAUAUGACCAAUAUCUAAACAGGCAUGUUAUUUAAGCAAAAGGUAGACCUUGUUGUGGAGUUUACACAUCCAUGGUGCACCAGUAGAGCCUUACUAAAUGGACUACCUGUUGAAAUGGAUCUGAUCUGUCAUGGUCCACGUCUGGGUUUAGGUGUUAUUUUCUGUUUAAAAUAAUCUGUACACCUCAUUUUGCACAUUUUAUAAGUGUAAUUUUGCAUCGUUUGAUUUGUUUGCAUCAUAGUUUACCUGUAGGCACUGGGUUAGAAGCUAAGUGUAUUUUCUUUGUAAAGAGUUGUAUUGAAGUUGUGUGAUCAU
Molecule: messenger RNA, 2837 nt
Organism: Larimichthys crocea (large yellow croaker)
Lineage: Eukaryota; Metazoa; Chordata; Actinopteri; Sciaenidae
Product: sentrin-specific protease 5
Exons: 10
Coding region: 759-2285 (508 amino acids)
Biological process (GO): proteolysis; protein desumoylation
Cellular component (GO): nucleus
Molecular function (GO): deSUMOylase activity
Source: RefSeq, a predicted model, not a curated record